UUAGCACUUCUUAAUAGUGUACCAUAGAUUCUACAAUGUUUUUUUUUUCCUCAUCAUACUUUUGAGGCAGUGCCCCAGCCUGGCUGCCCCGCAUUUCAAAUGUUCUAGUCACGCCCCUAGCAUUAAGUCGUGUGUGGACAAAAUUCGCUCCAGUGUCAAUUUGACUCUGCUGGGAGUUUCGCGUACUGCUAUAUUUAAAGAACACUAUCGGAAUCCCGUGAAGAAAAACAGUUUAAAAAAGAUGCCAGGAGAGAGACUGUCAAUCCGAGAUAACUCUGCUGUCGGCCGUUUCCACGGUGUUUCUGCCAGCAAUGGCCAGGCCGUCCCAGAGAGACACAGCGAGUCCAAAAUGAAGAAAGAAGAGAGCGGAUGCCGGCGUUGGUUUCGGAGGGCUUGUCCGUGUUGCUUCCGGCGUCAGAACAGCUCGAAUGAUGUGACCAUUGACACUGAAGGUGGGGCUGUCGGGGACGGAGAGAAUGAAGGGCCGACGUCUCCGAUGACUGCCACUGGAGAUACAGAGCUGGGCGAGUUGACUCUAGCAGUGCGUUCUGUGGAUCUGCUCAGCCAGAAAUCUGAUCGGAACAAGAAGGAGCAUCACACGGAUCAAUACCACAGCGACCAGCUCGUCGUCCGCAGAGGCCAGACUUUCCAAAUAGAACUCGACCUCUCACGAACUUUCAACCCAAACACAGAUAAACUUCACCUGGAACUGAAGACAGGGCCGCUCCCGCAGGUGUCGAAGAGGACACACAUCAUCAUACCGCUGGUGGACGAGCUCGAGGAUGAGCGCUGGGAGGCCAAGAUCGUGGAGCAGAAUGUCAACCGGGUCAAGCUGUCUGUCAACUCCCCCAUCACUGCUGUUAUCGGGAAGUACAAGCUGACCGUCACAACGCAAUGUCUGAAGACGAGUGAAACUACCACGCAUGACUCCGACAAAGACAUUUACAUGCUCUUCAAUCCCUGGUGUGAAGAUGACACAGUGUACAUGGAGGGUGAGAAAGAGCUGAAGGAGUAUGUCUUAAAUGACACUGGAAGAAUCUACUAUGGCACUGAGAAGCAGAUCGGAGCUCGUACAUGGAACUUCGGCCAGUUUGAUGAAGGAAUUCUGGAGGCCUGUCUGUUUGUGCUGGAUAAUAGCGAGGUUCCUCCCUCGGGUAGAGGAGAUCCUGUCAAUGUGGUCCGAGUCAUUUCUGCCAUGAUCAAUUCCCCGGAUGACCGUGGUGUUCUGGAGGGAAACUGGUCUGGGAAUUACGCAGGUGGGACGUCUCCCACGGCUUGGAGUGGAAGUGUUGAAAUCCUCAGGCAAUACCACAAAGAAGGAGGAACGCCUGUCAAAUACGGCCAGUGCUGGGUGUUUUCUGGGGUCACAACCACAGUAUUGAGAUGUCUAGGUAUUCCUACCCGUUCCGUAACUAAUUUCCAGUCUGCCCAUGAUACGGAUGUGUCCUUGACAACAGAUGUGUAUUUUGAUGAGAUCAUGGAACCAAUCCAUCAUCUCAACUCGGACUCUAUAUGGAACUUCCAUGUUUGGAAUGACUGCUGGAUGGCUCGUCCGGAUCUGCCUCCUGGUAUGGGUGGCUGGCAGGCCGUGGAUUCCACACCCCAGGAGACCAGUCACGGGACGUUCCGCUGCGGCCCGGCGUCACUGGCCGCUAUCCGCUCUGGACAGGUGUACCUUAAAUUCGACACACCUUUCGUCUUCGCUGAGGUGAACAGUGAUAAGAUCUACUGGCAGAGGAACCUGGACAGCACCUUCAGUCAGAUCCACAGUGAGAAGAAAGCUGUCGGUCACUGCAUCAGCACUAAGGCGGUGGGCUCCGACGAGCGGGUCGACAUCACACACCUUUACAAAUAUCCUGAAGACUCAGAGGAGGAGCGUAUCGCCGUGGAAACCGCCUGUCGCUAUGGCAGUAAACCCGACGUCUACUCCAGUCCCAUUGCUGAGGACGUGCGGGUGGAGGUGAUGAUGGAGGGGGAAGGUCCACGCAUGGGAGGAGAUGCUCAGCUGAAGAUCGUGGUGAAGAACACCAGCUCUCAGCCGCGCAGAACCACCCUCCACAGCCAGGUGGCGGUCAUGUACUACACCGGCGUGCUGAAGGACACCGUGAAGAAGGACACGCUUAAUGUGGAGCUCAAGCCACAGGAAGAGAAGAUCAUUGACUGGGUGCUGCCAUACACGCAGUAUCAGAAUCAGCUGGUGGACCAGGCUGCGCUCAUGCUGACCCUGUCAGGACGGGUCAGUGAGACCCAGCAGGUUUUGGCCAAUCAGACCAGCUUUAGGCUCCGAACACCUGAUCUCCACAUUGAGCCUAUAGGAGAGGCGUGUGUGGGCAAGGAGACGUCCGCGAAGAUCACCUUCACAAAUCCUCUGCCUUGUACUCUCCGUAAUGUGGUUAUCCGAGUGGAAGGACUGGGGCUGAGAGACCUCCAUCCCAUCAGAGUCGGUGAUGUGAGCAAACAUGCCAAUGUGACGGUGACGGAGCACUUCAUCCCCACGAUAGCGGGCAAGAGGAAGCUGGUGGCAUCUCUGGACUGCAAACAGCUGUCGCAGGUGCACGGCGUGGCCGACAUCGACGUUCACGAGAGCCAGUGAAUUCAGUCUGCUGUUCAGACUUCACAGUAUUAUAUCUGCAUUAUAACUGCACAAAGCAUUUUUAAGUAGUUUACGCUGAGCCAUAUGGUUAUUUCUUUAAAGAAAUAACCCUUUUUUCACAUAAGAGCGCUCCUACUGUAUGUCCCUAAUUUGAAGUUAGUUUUUAUUUCAUUUUAGACAUUUAUUUAAAAAACUGUAUUUGCUUUACUGUGUGUAUUAACUGUUGUUUAGUUUAGUUGAUCAAAUGUUUCUAUUUGCCACUGAAAAAAGUAAGCUCUUAUAUAUUAGCACAUGGUUAUUAACAUUUUAUUUAAUGACUGUUCAUCUAAAAUAUCAUAAUUGUUGUUUAAACGAUAUGCGAUGUGAAAAUUAAUCAAGUAUAUUGCAAAAAACAAACAAAAACACACCCAGAAAGUACACGCAUACACUAUGAGAUGCAGUUUAGACUAAUGCGCGAGCAUAUUUAGAAUUCACACUAUCACUGCAUGAUUUAGUCUAUUAAAAUACAUUUAGAAUUCCCCCAAAAUUCAAGACAAGGGGGCAAAUAUGUCCCUGUAUGACUUUUAUAUGUCUUUUAUAUUUAUAUCAGCUGAUACAGUUAAUAUCACACAAAGAGUAGUUUUUUUCUCCAAAUAUCA
Sinocyclocheilus rhinocerous is the source of this 3231-nucleotide messenger RNA. It is a transcript of the gene tgm1l1, whose product is annotated as transglutaminase 1 like 1. Gene Ontology annotation, biological process: peptide cross-linking. The record is from RefSeq and is a predicted model, not a curated record. NCBI's taxonomy places the organism in Eukaryota, Metazoa, Chordata, Actinopteri, Cypriniformes, Cyprinidae. Gene Ontology annotation, molecular function: protein-glutamine gamma-glutamyltransferase activity. Bases 242 to 2593 code for a protein of 783 amino acids. The transcript has 15 exons.